UAUGAAUUUCCUGCACCGAAGCUCUUUCCAUUGCUUCCUUUCUUUCCCUCCGUCUUUAACACUCUCAAUCCUCACUUUAGCAAAGAAGAAAAUUAAUAAUAAUAAUAAAGGCCAAAAUUCUGAAAUCGUUAAGCCAUGAGCACGACGCAACAAGGAACGCACUCCCUGGCGUUCAGGGUGAUGCGGCUUUGCAAGCCAUCGUUCCACGUCGAACCUCCCUUCCGCAUCGACCCCACCGACCUCUUCGUCGGCGAGGACAUCUUCGACGAUCCACUUGCUGCUUCCAACCUCCCUCCUCUCUUAUCUAGCCACGUCAGUAAGUCCACGGACUCCUCCGAUCUGACCUACGGCGACAGAUUCCUCCUCCACCACCCCUCCGAUGCCAUGGGCUUCUCUGGCCUCCUUGUCCUCCCUCAAUCCUUCGGGGCGAUUUAUCUGGGAGAGACAUUCUGCAGCUAUAUUAGCAUCAAUAACAGCUCUAAUUUUGAAGUUAGGGACGUUAUUAUUAAGGCAGAAAUUCAAACGGAGAGGCAGAGGAUCCUCCUCUUGGAUACAUCAAAAUCACCUGUUGAAUCAAUACGUGCAGGCGGGCGAUACGAUUUCAUUGUGGAACAUGAUGUCAAGGAGCUUGGAGCUCAUACGCUGGUUUGCACUGCAUUGUACUAUGAUGGUGAUGGUGAUCGAAAAUAUCUUCCACAGUUUUUCAAGUUCGUUGUUGCUAACCCACUAUCAGUUAGGACAAAGGUCCGCACUGUCAAGGAAACUACCUAUUUAGAGGCUUGCAUAGAGAAUCAUACAAAAUCAAACCUUUAUAUGGACCAAGUUGAGUUCGAUCCAGCUCCUCAUUGGAGUGCUAUAGUACUAAAAGUUGACUCUGCAGAUGAUUCAACUGGUGGCAGAGAGAUAUUUAAGCCACCUAUUCUUAUCAGAUCUGGCGGGGGAAUUUACAAUUACCUUUAUCAAUUGAAAUUUUCUUCACCUGGUUCUGCACAAGUGAAGGUAGAGGGGACUAAUAUUCUUGGCAAACUUCAGAUAACAUGGCGUACAAAUUUGGGAGAACCGGGCCGCUUGCAAACACAGCAAAUCCUUGGCACUCCCAUCACUCGUAAAGAGAUAGAGUUGCAAAUUCUGGAGAUUCCAUCUCGAAUAAAUUUGGAUAGGCCCUUUUUGGUACAUCUGAAUCUUACAAACCAUACAGAUAGAAAGCUGGGCCCAUUUGAGGUCUGCUUAUCUCAAAAUAGUGCACAUGAGGAGAAGACUGUUAUGAUUAAUGGGCUUCAGACUAUGGCAUUAUCUCAGGUGGAGGCAUUUGGUUCCACUGAUUUCCAUCUGAACCUGAUUGCAACUAAACUUGGAGUCCAGAGAAUUAGCCGAAUUACAGUGUCCGACAAAAGAGAGAAGAAAUCUUAUGACCCAUUGCCAGAUGUGGAGGUUGGUAUCAUAUUUGCUGGUUUUAACAUUCAAUAUAUGUUUUCUUGCCAUCUCAAAUUGGUAAAUAUCAGUUCUCAUAUGUAUAUUAACGGUUAACUUAUGAUAAAUAAUGAUUGCAUAUUGCAGAUCUUUGUGGAGUCAGAUUGAUUUAUCAAGUGAUUCUAAUUGUUUAGGCUUGCUGAAGGUUGAUUUAUGAUACCUACAACAGAGCAAAAGAUGCUUUGAAGUGUAAGGGUCACGGGCAUAAUUAGAAUGAUCAAUUGCAAAGGGUGUCUUUCUGCCAUCUUUUUUUACUUGCAUUGCCUGCAUGAAAAGGGAGUUGCCUGUUUCAACCUCUUCCGCUGAUCAAUGCUAAGCUGCGCCAUUAGUUAGAUGAUAGACUCCUCUAUGUUUGUUCGUUGUCAUCAUCAAAAAGCCUUAUGUUCG
Molecule: messenger RNA, 1857 nt
Organism: Durio zibethinus
Lineage: Eukaryota; Viridiplantae; Streptophyta; Magnoliopsida; Malvales; Malvaceae
Source: RefSeq, a predicted model, not a curated record